UGCGCCGCGGUCCGGCUCGGGCCUGUCGACGGCGGCCGGACCGUCUGGUUCCGUGUACGGUGGCGCAUCAGCCGGCUCGACCUCCGGUUUGCCACCAAACAUCAUCUGCUUUGGCUUACAACGCUAGCAGUCCUUUGUGUCUCACACCAGCGGCUCCACCUGUCCAGCUUCUUACGUUCGGUGAUUGGUUUCCCGAUAUGCUCCCCGCCGCAUGAUACCCGUCCGAUCGUCACAGCUUUCAUUCCAUCUUCUCGCCUUCCAAUAGCGACAAGCCUCUUCUAAACCAUUUGCGCCUUUUGACUUCCCCCUCUCUUCCUUCGGAAUUCCGAGCCGAUGGAAAGCUCGUGCCCACCGCGCGCUUUCCGCUACAACGCCACGCUGUGCGCCUGCGACCCCGGGUACUACCUCGCCGGCGGCGGCGGCGCCUGUCAGCCCUUCGAUGCCCCUAGUGGCGAGUGGAUGACCAGCUCCGGGGUGGACCCGACCCCGACCAUCUUCGCCACCGUCCUCCCCAUCAAGCGGUUCACCCCCUCCCAGGCCUUCUUCCUCUUCGCUACCCUCGCCACCCUCCUCUCCUGGCUUGCAUUCUGCGCCGCCCUCCGCUUCCGGAGGUUGGACGGUGUUUUGUUUCGUCUCCGCUGGGGGAUCAGCCGCCUCGAUUUCUGCUUCGCCACCAGGCAUUGGCUGGAUGAUCAGAUGGUGGUGAGAAAGAGGAAAACAGAGUUGGGUGGGACUUUCUCUGUAGCCAGUUGGAUAUUCUUCAUUGGCCUUUUAUCUACGUUGUUAUAUCAGGUUAUUGCAAAACGAAAUAUUGAGGUCCGUAGAGUCAGACCAACCAAUGCUCCAGACUUACUAUCGUUUGUUAAUGACAUGGAAUUUAAUAUAACUACAAUAUCUAGCAUGAGUUGUUCACAUUUAAGGGGUCUUGACACUCUGGUGGUUGGGGCUCCUGGCUUCAUUGACUACAAAGUUUUGCCCCUGUCAACCUAUGUAAAUUAUUCUUGUUACAACACAAGCAGGGGACCUACUAUUUCACUUAAGUGCAACAAUUGUCAGGUUCCACGGCAAGAUCACUACAUUACAUGGCAGUUUAUUGACCUUCCAAGUAAUCCUGCUGCUGCUGUUGGUUUUCAUUUCAACGUAUCUGCAAAGGGCCAUGGUGAUGAUAAACAUGUGAGCUUUGUCAGUGGCACACUGAAAUCUGCAAGUUACUCAAACGAUACACCAGUAACUUUUCGAGGGCGGGAUCUUAACAUAUUCAAAAUCCACUUGUUUCCAGAAAGAUUUAUCUAUCUACAUGAUUUGAGGCUCAUUCAGCCCCUAUUUCAUGACUUUCUUCCUGGUUCAUCUUUUUCUGAAGCUAGUGACCUCCAAGCUUCUCUUCAAAGUUCCAAGGAUGGGUUAGUAAAUGCUACAUUGUAUAUUAGCUACCUUUCUGAUUACAUUGUGGAGAUUGACAAAGAAAAUGUGGUGGGGAUUGUGGGUUUCCUUGCCGAUGUUGGAGGCCUUUAUGUGAUUAGUCUUUCAAUUUUCCUAUAUUUCUUACUCCAAUGUGAGUCCAGAAUCAAGAAGCUGCAAAAUGAGGAUGGUGUCAUGCGAGAUGUCAGGCGCAAGAGACGUGCUCAGAAACAUUGGAAUAAGUUAAGGAAAUAUGUCAGGUACACCUGGGGCCGUAGUAACUUGAAUAUUAGAAGCGGAAGUAGCAAACGGCAUGGCGGUUCAAUGAUAGAUUCUUUUCGUGGAAUUGGAUCUCUCCACAGAAAAAAACAAACAAGUAGAAGGGAUUCUGCAUAUCUUGACAAAAUGGGGAAUAUCCCUGAUGAGAAUAUUCUUCCAGAGGCUGUUUCUACUGGUAGUAACAAGUCAAGAUCGGCUAGCUGGUCAGCAAAGUUUGAUGAGAUGCUCCCUUGUUCGGAGGGUGGACACGAAAUGGUUGUGAUUAAGGAGGAUGCGAAAAAACAACAGUCGACUUCCCUUUAUGGAAGCCAGCCCAAAUUAGAUAUUCACAAGGAUAAGGAACUGUCAUAUUCUUGUCCUGGUAAUUGCCAACAAGCAGAAUCAUUGUCAACCCACAUGGAAAGAUAGUUAUGCAUAUUCAUUUCCAAAUUUAGAAUUUAUCACUAUCAAUGAUGGCAGUGAAAUUUCAAAUUCUUAGUGAAGCCAUGACAUUCAUAUAAUUCUGGUGUUCAAAUGAUUUAUUCUCAGUCGAGAAGUGGUAAACUCCAACAUACUUGCCCACUGCUUGCAGAAUUAUGCUGAAGAGACAACUGCUACUGAAAGAUUGCGCAGCUACAUUUGUGUUUCCAGAGGGUACAACAUUCAGUCCCUGGUGUUGAGCUUUUCUUUUACAGGGCAAAGUAAAAGGCAAAGGUUCCUCCUUUCUGUUUUCAAUUAAGGAAUUGUUUGGGCAAGCCAAAAAGUAAUGCUUUCUCUCCUCUGAAGAAGAUGCUACUGAGAUAAAAGCCAUUUCAAUGAUUGAAAGACUGGCAAAACGCACAGGAAACACAAGUCAAGCAAGAGGGUCCAAAGAGUAUUACUGGCUUGAGAAAACGGUUAGCAGGCAUGAUCGGUUUUUGUUUGAUGUGGAUGUAUAUAAUGGAGCUGAGAUAUUUUAUUUAGUACAAGAGGUAUUCUAAAUUAUCCAUAUAUAUCAUGUAAAGAAACUGUUUUGAAUAUUACUAGAUUAUUUUAUUUGUUGUGAAUAUAGUGAUUUUACCUGUAUCAGGCAUUCCGAAA
This is a messenger RNA of Elaeis guineensis (African oil palm), 2736 nucleotides long. NCBI's taxonomy places the organism in Eukaryota, Viridiplantae, Streptophyta, Magnoliopsida, Arecales, Arecaceae. The record is from RefSeq and is a predicted model, not a curated record.